Oncorhynchus kisutch (coho salmon) is the source of this 825-nucleotide messenger RNA. RefSeq names its product interferon alpha-G-like. Bases 1 to 825 code for a protein of 274 amino acids. Gene Ontology annotation, biological process: defense response. Gene Ontology annotation, molecular function: cytokine receptor binding. Gene Ontology annotation, cellular component: extracellular region. NCBI's taxonomy places the organism in Eukaryota, Metazoa, Chordata, Actinopteri, Salmoniformes, Salmonidae. The record is from RefSeq and is a predicted model, not a curated record. The transcript has 6 exons.
AUGGCUACUCUUAACGUGUCCUUUGUGGUACAUCUUCUGUGUAUAGUUGUUCUUAACCCGGUUGUGUAUGCCAAAUGCAGUGACCGAAACGGGCAAAUAUAUUAUCUUUCUCGAACUCGCCAGACCCUCAAUGAUCUUGCCAUGGUGAGGAGACAAAUGGGCUGUAUCCAAGAGGCGGAAAGGAUAAUGGUCCAACGUCCAACGCUUUCAAUAGAGGAGGGGGAAAAGCUUUGGACACUGAAACUUGCGUUUCAACUAGCCAGCGAGCUCUUCCAACAAAACCUAACACUUGUGAAAUGGAAUACCUUCAAAAUCAGGGAGCUCCAAGACCUUCUUGCUCGACAAAAUAUGACCUAUUCAGAAUGUGUUAGAGACAUGAGUGUGCGUCUAAACCUUCCAAUUGAAAAUAUGGUUAAGAACUACUUCAAACAGCUGGACGACUUUCUUUUACAUGAGCGUUUCAGCUCCUGCUCAUGGGAGGUCGUGAGAGCUGAAAUGGGGAGCAUCCUAAGGGAUUUUUACAAUAAAUCAAAAAUAUCAAGAAAACACACCUCCCUAGGGAAGGGAGAAAGUGUCUACCCUCGUCUCAUGCCUCGGGGAGAGCUCUGGAGUGGGCAAACGGCAAAGGGAGACGUGGAGUUGGACCACUUCGAGGAGUUCACCCGUCGCUUCCAGGCCAUCUUCGACCAUCCGCCCGAAGAUAGAGCGGCGGGGGAACGGCUCUUCCAUUUGAGGAAGGGGACGAGGAGCCGCCGGAGCAGGCUGGAACGACUGGGCCCUCAUCGACCACUAUCGGUGCAGUCUGCGCGAGGACGUCAGACGUGA